AUGUUAGUAUUCAGUGUUAUAUUUGUGACAGCAGCCGGAAAUAUACUGGUUUGUUUGGCUAUUGCACGAGAACGAAAAUUACAAAAUACAACAAAUUAUUUUUUAAUGUCACUUGCUAUUGCUGAUUGUAUGGUUGCCCUUCUAGUUAUGCCAAUGGGAAUGAUUGCAGAAGCAUUCGGUCAUUUUCCUUUACCACAUUAUUGUUGUGUUAUAUUUGCUACUGCUGAUGUAUUAUGUUGUACAUCAUCAAUAUGGCAUAUGUCAACAAUGUCAAUGGAUCGUUAUUUUACUAUACGUUUUCCAUUUCGUUAUGGUCGUAAUAAAACAAAACGUAUUAUGUUAUUAAAAAUUAUUGCUGUUUGGGCUAUUUCAUUAGCCAUAUCGUCACCUAUAUUCGUUUUAGGCAUUGUUGAUCGUCGCAAUGUACUUAUUAAUGGUAUAUGUGCACCAAAUAAUGCUACUUUUAAAGUUAUUGGCGGUGUAUUUGCAUUUUAUAUUCCAUUUAUUAUUAUGAUUGUUACUUAUGCAUUGACAAUGCGUUCAUUAAGAAACGUUUUAGUUCAUAAACGGCGUUAUAAUAGAGAACGUCGUCGUGAUCAAACAUUUCGUCCAUUAGCCACGAUUAUAAAUCAAUAUGCUGAAAUAGCACAUGAAUUACGUAAAACAGGUAGAACAACGACAACAACAACAAAGACAGUUGUUAAAAAAAUUCCAUAUGCAAUAAUUACUACGACAACAGCGUCACCAAUCGAUAAAAAUCAUCAAUUUUUUUUCUCAUCAAAUGGGACAUUAUUGAUGGAUCAAAAAAAUGAUACAAAUCGAUAUGGUUCAUUUACAACAAGCAAUGGUCAAGUAGUAAAUAUAUCUCCAACAUAUAUGAAACCAUCAGAUCACGAAACAAAUCAUUUAACAAUUGCUUAUAUUAAACAUCAUUCAAAGAAAAAACAAUACGAUGUUAUGCAAAGAAAAGAUUGUGAUAUGAGUACUGUUUAUGAAAUGACAGAAUAUUCAAAAUCAUCAUCAAGCAGCGAUUAUAGACUUGCAACAUCCUCAUGUGUUCAUCAACGUCGAUCAGUUGUUAUUGUUGAUCAAACAUCAACUCAUCCAUGUGAACAACAAUCAUAUAGUGAAAGUCAAAAUAAGGAAGAACAAAAAAUAGAAUUUUUAAAUACAAAUCAAUUGAAAGAAGUUGCUAUUAUAGAAAAUCAAAUUUCAGAAGUUGUUAAAGAAGAAUCAGACGAUGAUCUACCAAUUGUUGUACAAUCUGAUACUAACAUCAAUACGACGUUACAAUCAUUAGAAAACACCACUAAUAAUUCUGUUUGUUUACCCAAAACAUCCCAUUCAAUCGAGGAAUGUUUUAACUUUGUUAUUCGGUUAGCUGAACUUAUUUAUCGAUAUUAUUAUGUGAACAAUCACUUUCAGUCUGCUCAAAAGCAAUUAGAAUAUAGAAACUUUUUACCAAUUGAAUAUUCUUCACAUCAUACAGGUAUUGUCAAAACUAGUCCAAUAUUACCAUGGUCAGAUACAGUUUUACAACCUAAUAAUCCAUCCUCAAAUAUUUAUCAAGGUGUAGUAGAAAUCGAUGCUACAUGUGUUAAUAAUACUCAAACUAUUUGCCCCACAUUGUUGAUAUCGACCGUUCCGUCUAAAACACAACCAAAUCGAAUAUUAUCAACAAAUAAUUAUACAUGUAAUAAUGACAAAUUAGAUGUUGCUAAACAUUACCAGUCAACAUCAGUAACAACAUCCAUGACAUGUUUAAUAGAAAAUAAGCAGACAACGUCCGUCUCAACACAAACAGAUAAUUAUCCGUCCAUUCCAAAGUCAAUUAGUAGUUUUAGUGAGAAAAAUCAUGAUCAACACAAUGUAAUGUCGAAUAGAACAAAAAGAGCAUUUUCAUUUUCAAAACGUUUUCUUUGUACAUCAUUGUCAACCGCGACACCGACACGUUCACAAUCGGAGGAUGAACAUGCAGCUGCUCAUGUUCAUUCAAAUUCAUUAUUUACAAAUUUUUUUCGACAUCAUAAACCAAAACGAUCAAUCAGUAAUACAGGUACAGGAUCUGGCGCAGGUAAUAGUUCUACAAAAUCUUCGUUAUCAUGGGGACAACAUUCAUUAUCAUCAUAUAAUCAACAAAAAUCAGCAGCUGUACCCCACCAUCAUUCAUCAUUAUUAAGACAAAUCGAAUGUGAAAUGGAUUCUGUAUUAGCACAACAACGGUCACGGGGAUCAUCUGCAUCGAGUAUAUUCUUUAAUAAUAAACUUCAUCACAAGAAACGAAGAGAUAAGAAAAGAUCCGUUAUUCUAUCUAAUAUUCAUAAUAGUACUAGUGGAAAUAGUCUUAGACAACAACAAAUUCAUUCCAGUUCUACAUCAUCAUCCACGUUUAAUAGUGAUACAUCAAAUUCUCGUAUAUCUCGUUUCCUCACUUCUCAACGUCAGCAACAACAUCAUUUUCAACAACAACAACAAGAAAAAAUUGUUGCACAAAAUGAACGAAAAGCAUUACGUGUAUUGUUAAUUAUAUUUUGUGUUUUUGUUACGUUAUGGACACCUUUUUUUAUUUGUACAUUUAUAUCAGCUGUAUGUGAAAAAUGUCGAGAAAAAAUUCCAUCAAUAUUAUGGUUUUGGAUAACAUGGCUUGGUUAUACAUCUUCAAUGGCUAAUCCUGUUGUGUAUACAAUAUUUAGUGAUACAUUUCGAAGAGCAUUUUGUAAUCUUUUACGUUGUCGAUCAAGUGAUUCAUUAUUUGCUAAUCAAUUAUCGACAAAAUUAUCUUUUCAAAAAGGCGCAAUCAUUCGUCGUCCUAAUGGAACUGGUGGUUGUUCAGGUACAUCAACACCAAUAGGAAGAGAAAGAGAACGAAAUAACAAUCAGGAUGCAACAAUUUAUGUGAACAAAUACAAUCAUGAUGCAAUAAGAUAA
Messenger RNA from Didymodactylos carnosus, 2928 nucleotides. The record is from the annotation of a GenBank genome assembly. Lineage: Eukaryota; Metazoa; Rotifera; Eurotatoria; Philodinida; Philodinidae.